AUGGCAAACUCACAAUCCAAUCUAGCAAGUUCUCAACGCCCAUCAGCGACAAACACUCAGGCUGGACCCAAUUCUCCGAGUUGCGGGACCUCGGAGUCCAUUGGGACGGACACUCAGGAGGUUGCCCGGCUCAAGCGGACCAUCGCCGAGCUCCAAGACAAGAAUGGGCGCAUGCAGGCUGAGCAGGAAGCGAGGGAUAAGCCCAACCGUGAACGAGUGUUUGUCUCCCUUGGCCGUGCAUUCCGCCGUCUUGUCUCGCUCUAUGAUGACCCACGUGUUCUCGUCAAUGAAUUUGACAAGCGCGCUGAGGCGGAUGAGCUGACGGAUGAUGAAGACGAAGAUCACCCUGCGUUCCGUGAUGUGAAUUCCAUGAAUACCGGCGAGUUGCACGCUGAUCGCACCUAUCAUGGCUACAAGGCAUUGCACUCCCAUAUUCCUGAAGCAAUCAAGUACCUCGAACGUGCCGAUGUCUCGCCGUCAGACAUCAAUGUGAUGUAUAAGACGAUCAAGGACAAUGGCGACAAAGCGCGCGCUGAUGACACAUCGACGUUGAAACAGAGUGUCGUCUAUUGGAUUCAGCAGGUGCUUCCGAACGCACCUAGGACCGCCUUGGACCGCCUUCUCUCGCAUCCCAGAUCAAAGGACGUUCGCGGCCUCCAGAACGACGCUACUGCAGAGCUACUGUGCCCAGUAGACUGGGAUUGGGGCAAUGAAGGGGUUCGUAACAAGGUUAAGGAUCGCAGCCCCGAGUAUCAAAUCACAAGUGCCGAUUUCCCGAGGUUCUUCUUCUCAAUGAAGGACCACGACCCUGAGGAUCUAGAGAAGACGCUAUUUCGCGGUCCUCUCCUCUUGAGGGCCUUCAAAUGCAUCUACACGUCACCGAGCUCUGCUAUGGACUUCGGGCUCAACAGUGAGGACGAGGACAGUGACGAAGAUCAGGUGAUCACCGUUCAACCGCCCUGCAAAAGGCAGCGGAUGCUCAAGCAGCCGACUCGAUCAUCGGUGGCUGAGAUCCUGAACUUGAAGAGAGUGACCGGCCGCUCAAUCGCAUAUGUCUGUGUGCAGGUUCACUUUGCGCUCAGUGAUCUAGGUCAAUGGAGCCGAGACGUCGCUCAAUUUGAUUACGAAGCUUUCUAUUAUGGUAUAGUGGACUACUUCGAGCGCCCUCCCGGUCCUCAGGCGGAGGCUCGGGCCAAGGUAUUGCUCCAAUGGUGGACCGAAGCCAUCUUUGGCAAGGCCCGUGCAGAUCCCAGUACGGCUUCAGCUGCGGGUUCCGUCUCAAGGCUUGCAGCCCAGCGUCUUGCGAAGGAGGCUGCCUCGUAA
Molecule: messenger RNA, 1323 nt
Organism: Rhodofomes roseus
Lineage: Eukaryota; Fungi; Basidiomycota; Agaricomycetes; Polyporales; Fomitopsidaceae
Exons: 8
Coding region: 1-1323 (440 amino acids)
Source: RefSeq, a predicted model, not a curated record